Wickerhamiella sorbophila is the source of this 1512-nucleotide messenger RNA. RefSeq lists its product as hypothetical. The record is from RefSeq and is a predicted model, not a curated record. The transcript has a single exon. NCBI's taxonomy places the organism in Eukaryota, Fungi, Ascomycota, Dipodascomycetes, Dipodascales, Trichomonascaceae. Bases 1 to 1512 code for a protein of 503 amino acids. Gene Ontology annotation, cellular component: nucleus.
AUGGUAGAAUCAAAUGCUUCGGUUCCUAAUGAACAGUUGAUUGAGUCACCCACCGGCAGUAACUCGUCGUCAGAUCUUCCUGAUACCUCGAUGCACUCGUGUCUCCCUUCCAGGGAAGGCGUCAGCUACGAGGUGCCUUCAAACUAUGUUCCAUAUUUGACCCAUCAACCUUCAUUAGAUGAAAUUAGGCGACACGACCAGGUGAACAAACCCAAUUCAUCUCUUUACCGCGGUCAUGUUCUUCAAGCCCGCCCAAAGGCGUGGAGCAGAGAGCCCAUGGGAUAUCACCAUGAGUACUAUGAAGGCGGCGGCCCACCGGCUAAUUCGCCACCGGCUAAAUUAGAAAAGGAGCAUAUUAGGGCUCCAAUGUACGAGUACGGUAUGGGUGCAACAGAAGAAGGACCCUCUGUACCGGUCUAUACGUUACAAGAAACGUCGUCGUAUGAAACAUGCUACGGAUUGUACAGAGAGAACGGAUCGUCUGACGGAGAAAAGGGCGAGAAAACAGUGAUACCCAAAAGCGACGGCAGAAUAAUUAAAACGAAGAACAAGAGAUCACACGCUGCGAUUGCUCCACGAACACCCUUAAGGAGUAAAAAAUCCAAAAGUCACCUGGGUGCGGUUAAUCGGUUGCGUGGCCAAAUCAACAAAGCGAGCUUGGAAAACAACCCACAGCCUGAAGCCGAGCAUGGCCUUCAAAUGCCGCUCCUGGACUCACGGUCUCUGCUGAACUUUUUUCGUUCACCAGACGGCGGGUCUAAGCGUUCGCAGCGGGACUCUGACCAAGAACUUAGCGACACUGGAGAUAGGGAACACGAUAAUGAAACUACUACUGCUAAUGAGCCUGGAGCUCGCCGGUUUAUGAACAUGCUACCUAUGCCUAUGGCGUCUCAUUUAAUAUCUUCCGAAAAAGCGGACACGACCCCGCGACUAAUACGAACGUCUGAGAUUGGACGCAAAUCCCCGCCGGACUACCUAUACGGAGGGGCAUACACAAACAAAGAUCGAGACCCCGAGCCAGCGAUUCUCGAGAUAAUUGGCGAUCUGGGCCUCGUGGUUAGUGAGCAGUGGUCCGAUGAAGAGGUAGAGCAGUCUCGGCGGCUGGUUGCCUUCGAGCGUCAACAAGUUGGUAGAGUCCUGAGGUUGAGCCACAAAGUAGUUUCUCAACAGGUGUACGAAGAAGAGUAUGGAGAGGACGACACGGUGGUGUCCUGCAUCUGGGACCGCCAUAGCAAGAUCUGCUACAUAACGUCCGCGGAUGUUUUAUCAAUUAUGGAGUGUCUAGUCGGAGCGCCCUUCUAUAUGACCGAAAAAAACCGGCUGCGCCGAAACCUUGAAUAUGCCCGACCUCAGACGGUGUCCAAGUCCGGGGAAUUCUCCCAGCUGUUCAAACUGAUCAUGUCUUACAAUGAGCCUCGGCCGAGAAAGAUAGUCAAGGACACUAAAGUAAUAAAAUGGGACCUUCUGGGUAAGUCACUUCACAAACUUAUAUCGAAGUACUCGACGAUUUAG